Lineus longissimus is the source of this 1125-nucleotide messenger RNA. RefSeq lists its product as uncharacterized. The coding region runs from base 16 to 1101 and encodes 361 amino acids. Gene Ontology annotation, molecular function: 2-oxoglutarate-dependent dioxygenase activity. Lineage: Eukaryota; Metazoa; Nemertea; Pilidiophora; Heteronemertea; Lineidae. The transcript has 9 exons. The record is from RefSeq and is a predicted model, not a curated record.
UUGCACAUAGGCUCGAUGUACAGCGUAGUGGAUCGAGGCUAUCAAAACGAAGACAGGUUAUCAAUAUCACACGGUCAAGAGCAAAAAUGGGCACUCCAGGGCACUCCAGGGCACUCCGCCUGUUCGGCUUGUGUAAAGUGUACGAUGGCUGCUGACAACAUCCCUGUGGUAGAUUUUGGAGCAUGUGGACCUCACUGGCUUUCCUCUACAAGCAAAGGUACAUACGGUGAUGAGGUUCUUGCAGUGGCUGAGGCGGUCGGAGCAGCAUUCAAAGAAUAUGGAUUCGUUUAUCUGGAGAACCAUGGUAUAGACCAGGCAUUGAUUGAUAAAAUUACAUCCAAGUCAAAUGACUUCUUCCAACUGCCUGUGGCCAGAAAGGAGCUGUACAAACGGCGGAAAGAGGAGGGAAACAAUGGCUGGGUCUCAAUGAAAAUGGAACAUAUAGAUCCGAGCAAACCGGGUGACUUGAAAGAGGCAUACAACUACACUUUGGACAGUAAAUUGAAAUUUCCCGCUGAUGUUCCCUUCCUGGAGGAGGCCAAUGCCGAGUUCUUUACAGCGUGUAAAGAACUAGCACUCAGGGUGCUGAAGGUUUUAGGCAUUGCUUUGAAACCCGAGGAUGGAGAUUAUUUUGCCAAUGCCCACAGCUUUGUGGGUGACACCUCGAAGAACCAAACAACAUUGCGGUGUCUAUAUUAUCCGCCAUUGGAGGGAGAACCCGAGCCUGGCCAGCUACGACUGGGAGAACACUCCGACUACGGGAGCAUCACGCUACUCUUCCAGGACAAUGUCGGUGGAUUGGAGAUUCAGAGGAAGAAGUCUGGCAGGUAUAUUCCUGCAACGCCUAUGUCCGGUGCAGUCCUAAUCAACUCGGGAGACCUGAUGGAGAGGUGGACGAUGGAUCAGAUACCAGCCCCGAAACACCGGGUGCUUAUCCCAGAGGAGGAGAUGAAGACACGACAAAUCCGGCGAUCCGUUGUAUUCUUUUGUCAGCCGGAUGAUGACGUCAUGAUCACGUGCCUCGAUGGAUCGAAUAAAUACGAACCUAUAACAUCAUUGAACUACCUCCUUCAAAAACUGAAUAUGUCUUAUGAAUAUUAAAUAAAUAUGAUUGCCAAUGUAAAA